Manis pentadactyla (Chinese pangolin) is the source of this 3477-nucleotide messenger RNA. RefSeq names its product vitrin (gene VIT). NCBI's taxonomy places the organism in Eukaryota, Metazoa, Chordata, Mammalia, Pholidota, Manidae. Bases 249 to 2285 code for a protein of 678 amino acids. The record is from RefSeq and is a predicted model, not a curated record. Gene Ontology annotation, cellular component: interstitial matrix. The transcript has 15 exons. Gene Ontology annotation, biological process: extracellular matrix organization; positive regulation of cell-substrate adhesion.
GUGUGUGUGAGUGUGUGUGUGGUGUGAAAUGUGCUUUUCAAAGUGCUGAGAGGUUGAUGGGAAUGUUUGAUUAGCUCCUCAGAGAAAAGAGAAAAGUUGCUUGGACCUCUUUUUGUUUCUUCUGUAGAAUAAUUUGGAUGGGAUUUGUGAUGCAGAAAAGCUUAAGGAAAAAAGGAUAUCCAUUCUGUGUGGUGGAAAAUUUUUGAAAAAAAUUGCUUUCUUCAAACAAGGGUGCUGUUUUGAUAUUUAUGGGGAGUGUUGUCCUCACUAUGAAGGCAUCUGUUAUUGAAAUGUUCCUUGUUUUGCUGGUGACUGGAGUACAGUCAAAUAAAGAAAUGACAAAGAAGAUUAAGAGGCCCAAGUUCACUGUGCCUCAGAUCAACUGUGAUGUCAAAGCUGGAAAGAUAAUCAAUCCUGAGUUCGUUGUGAAAUGUCCAGCAGGAUGUCAAGACCCCAGAUACCAUGUUUAUGGCACGGACGUCUAUGCUUCCUACUCCAGCGUGUGUGGCGCUGCGGUUCACAGUGGCGUGCUUGAUAAUUCAGGAGGGAAAAUACUCGUUCGGAAAGUGGCUGGACAGUCUGGCUAUAAAGGGAGUUAUUCCAACGGCGUCCAAUCAUUAUCCCUACCACGGUGGAGAGAAUCCUUUGUCGUCUCAGAAGGUAAACCCCAAAAGGGUGUAACCUACCCAUCAGCUCUUACAUAUUCAUCAUCUAAAAGCCCGGCUGCCAAGGCAGGUGAGACCACAGAAACCUAUCCAAAGCCAUCAGUUCCAGGGACAACCGCACAGCCGGUCACCCGGAUGCAGGUGCUGGGGCCCAGCCCAGCCGGAACCGCCCAGAGCUCCUUGCCAAAGCCGUCCCUGUCUGCGGGCUCUCCCACCAGCAGCCUCAGGCCGCAGCCUGUGGGCCACCGAAGCUGGGAGCGGGAUCGCUGGUCCACCACCACCUAUGUGAGCAGGCAAAAGAACCCCCGAGCCACUGCAGGAAUCCAAAGGCAGGAUUCGCCCGGAGCUGCUUUCCAGAAAUCUGCCGGAGUGCCUGUCAGCCUGGGAUUUGUUCCGAAAGAAGAAUUAAGCACACAGUCUUCGGAGCCAGUAUCCCAGGGAGAUCCCAACUGCAAAGUUGACUUGUCAUUUCUAAUUGACGGGAGCUCAAGCAUUGGCAAACGUCGAUUCCGAAUCCAGAAACAGUUCCUGACUGAUGUUGCCCAAGCUCUUGACAUUGGUCCUGCCGGCCCACUGAUGGGUGUUGUUCAAUAUGGAGACAACCCUGCUACCCAGUUUAACCUCAAGACUCACAUGAAUUCCUGGGAUCUGAAGACAGCCAUAGAGAAAAUUACCCAGAGAGGAGGGCUUUCUAAUGUAGGCCGGGCCAUCUCGUCUGUGACCAAGAACUUCUUUUCCAAAGCUAAUGGAAACAGAGGCGCCGCUCCCAACGUGGCCGUGGUGAUGGUGGACGGCUGGCCCACAGACAAGGUGGAGGAGGCCUCAAGGCUCGCAAGAGAGUCAGGAAUCAACAUUUUCUUCAUCACCAUUGAAGGUGCUGCUGAAAAGGAGAAGCAGUAUGUGGUGGAGCCCAACUUUUCAAACAAGGCUGUGUGCAGAACAAACGGCUUUUAUUCACUCAACGUGCAGAGCUGGCUCAGCCUCCACAAGACCGUGCAGCCCCUGGUGAAGCGAGUCUGUGACACCGACCGUCUGGCUUGCAGCAAGACCUGCCUAAACUCAGCAGACAUUGGCUUCGUCAUUGACGGCUCCAGCAGCGUGGGGACAGGCAACUUCCGCACGGUUCUCCAGUUUGUGGCCAACCUCAGCAGAGAGUUUGAGAUUUCAGACACAGACACACGCAUUGGGGCUGUGCAGUACACCUAUGAGCAGCGGCUGGAGUUUGGGUUCGACCAGUACAGCUCCAAGCCUGACAUCCUCAACGCCAUCAAGAGGGUGGGGUACUGGAGCGGGGGCACCAGUACGGGGGCUGCCAUCAAUUAUGCCCUAGAACAGCUCUUCAAGAAGUCCAAGCCCAACAAGAGGAAGCUAAUGAUCCUCAUCACUGACGGGAGGUCCUACGAUGAUGUCCGAAUACCAGCCAUCACUGCCCAUCACCAGGGAGUGAUCACCUAUGCGAUCGGCGUUGCGUGGGCCGCACUGGACGAGCUGGAUAUCAUCGCCACUCACCCUGCCAAGGACCACUCCUUCUUUGUGGAUGAGUUUGACCACCUCUACAAAUUUGUCCCCAAGGUCAUCCAGAACAUUUGUACAGAGUUCAACUCCCAACCUCGGAACUGAGUUCAGAGCAGGCCGAGCACCAGCGAAUGCGGUGUUCCUGACUGGCCCUGGGACAACCCCGAGUGCUCUGUGGGGUGCACGGGGCAGCAAAGCACGUGGGGCUCGGGAAAUGGAAGCACUGUUGCUAUUUUUUGCCGGUGUGGUUCUUCAUACUUCAAAACUUGGAGUUAGAAAGAUGAUCAUAAAUUUAUAGAAUGAAGCAAAAUGAGACAUCAUUUUGAGGGUACUGAGGAUUUUACAUUUUGAGAAGUGUUUGCAAAAUAAAUGUUCAGCAUAGAGUGCAGUACUUUGACAGGCUUAACUAAAGCUUUGGUGAGGUUUUAAAAUCUUUAUUUCUCAUCAGAAUCUGUAACCCCCAGCAAGUUUCAUUUUUGUCAUGACAAUAUAGGAGUUGCUUAGUUAACUGUCUAACAGGAUUACAUGUAAUCACUCUGACUGUGUUGUGGGUAGCGCUCACAGGGUGUGUGGCAGGGCCACCUUCUGCUCUUCAUGUUCCCCAGAGGACCUGCUGUGCACUCAGUCCUGGCCCAAGGUGACAACACACCAUGGGAAUGAGGAGAAAAUGUACCAGCCGCAUGGCUGCUCCUCACUUAUCUCCCAUUUAUCUGUUCUCUGAAUGCUAUGUACCUGCAGUUCACAGCUUUAGGGGUGGGUGGGGAGCAGCCCCGGAGGACCAAGUUGGUCUGGCUUAGAGGCAGUGCAUUAGGCUGGUGCAGACAUUCUUAGCCUCCGCUGCACACUAGAAUCUCUUGGGAGACUAAAAUUCUCAUUCCCAGGCCCAACCCCAACACCAGUGACACCUGAGUCUGUUGGAAUGGAGCCUGGACCCUGGCAUGUGAGAAGAGCCCCCUGGUGACACAGGUAUGUACCGGAUUGAGAACCACCGAGCCACUGCUGUGGGGUCAGUGCAACAGCUGUUUCCUGGGAAAGCCCCUGGUUACACCUGUUUCUUGGGUCCCACCCAGUUUAGCAUUUAUCCUGGAGUUUUCAUUUGUUAAUAGAUAUUAUUAUUAAUAGUUACAUUAAAAUGAAUCAGGAUGGGGUUUGGUUGAACUCCAUGUUUUACUUCCAGCUUCUGCCAAGGACUCAUCUCUUUGGGUGUGAAAUACAUGUAAAAUGGGGAACAUUCAAAGGAAUCAUAAAUAAAAAUGACUUACUUGACAAGCUAUGUUUUGUAAAAAUAUGUGUUGGG